Messenger RNA from Pecten maximus, 1332 nucleotides. RefSeq names its product ADP-ribosylation factor 3-like. Gene Ontology annotation, biological process: vesicle-mediated transport; intracellular protein transport. Gene Ontology annotation, cellular component: plasma membrane; cytoplasm. The record is from RefSeq and is a predicted model, not a curated record. Bases 137 to 706 code for a protein of 189 amino acids. Gene Ontology annotation, molecular function: GTPase activity; GTP binding. NCBI's taxonomy places the organism in Eukaryota, Metazoa, Mollusca, Bivalvia, Pectinida, Pectinidae. The transcript is spliced from 4 exons.
GUACAGGCUUUGUGAAAUACGUGGAACCGAAACACUAUAAAACAUGGAACAUUUACAACGACCGCACACAAAUAUAAAAGACUAACACGCGAUAGCAGUAUUGUAACUGAGAAAUAUCAUAUAUAAAAGAAACAAAAUGGGAGCAUUAAUAGCUAAGCUUGCUGAUGUGAUGCAGAGUUUCUCAAGUGGAACCCCAUCCCGGAUACUGAUGCUGGGGCUGGAUGCGGCAGGUAAAACAACGAUCCUGUAUAAAGUCAAACUAAACGAGCAAGUGUCUACAAUCCCGACGAUCGGAUUUAACGUAGAGGAGGUGUCCCCGUGUAAGGGUGUAUCCUUCACUGUGUGGGAUGUCGGCGGUCAGGACAAGAUCCGUCCGCUCUGGAAAGUCUACUUCCAAAAUACAGAAGGUCUAAUGUUUGUCGUAGACAGCAAUGACAGAGAGAGGAUCGAUGAAGCCCGAGAGGAACUGUUCGGUAUUUUAGAUAAUGAUGAGAUGAGAGGGGUACCGGUUGUUGUGUUUGCAAACAAACAAGAUCUACCACACGCCAUGAACACGGCAGAGGUAGCGGACAGGAUGUGUUUGGGGAAACUGACUGGACGGAAGUGGUUCGUUCAAGGAGCAUGCGCGAGAAAUGGUGAUGGCUUAUUUGAAGGCAUGCAAGAGAUGGCCAGACUUACGAAAGAAAACAAAAAGAAUUACAGAUGACACAUCUCCAUUUAAAGACCUUUCCUUACGGUUAACAAGGACAUUCAAGCCAAGUUGAAGAUACCAUACUGCUGUGUAAAUUCUCAUCUGCUGAUAAUGAGGUCGUAGAGUGGCACACGAGUUUUGACGUCUGGCUUGAGGAUUGCCAUAUUCAAUGCUUAUGAAGUGUCCGAUAUGUACAAUGUGAACAAUAGGCUAACGAUCCUUCGCCGUUAAUAUGUUUAUUUAUUUAUGUGUUUCUUAAGAUACUUUCUAAAAUGGAUGAUCAUUAAGCAUCUUCACGAUUUUAACAUUUUGCAUGAGAUCUUAAAGAUCUCUCAGUGAAGAACAGUGGUUAUUUUGUAUUUUCAUAUGGAGGCUAAGAUAUUGCAUCGUCUUGUUGUCGUGUUCACGGUUAAGACACUUUACCCCAAUGCUCUGGAUAGCAUCCAACAGGCACCAGUAAGUUCUUUUCAGUGAGGUAGCCACCAACUACUACAAAUAGUCUUCGCUUCCAAAUUACCAUCGUUGUACCUAGCAACAAACAAUUUGUUUGUGAUCCUAACGGUUUCACAUAGUUAGGGUAUUUUAUAUUUUCAUAAAAAAUGAAUUGUUUUAUAUUUUGUGCUCUGUGAUGAUAAUUUUUA